This is a messenger RNA of Numida meleagris (helmeted guineafowl), 1408 nucleotides long. It is a transcript of the gene CMTM6, whose product is annotated as CKLF like MARVEL transmembrane domain containing 6. The coding region runs from base 126 to 677 and encodes 183 amino acids. Gene Ontology annotation, cellular component: membrane. The record is from RefSeq and is a predicted model, not a curated record. The transcript has 4 exons. Lineage: Eukaryota; Metazoa; Chordata; Aves; Galliformes; Numididae.
GGGGCGGGGUGGUACCGCCGCCUUCUCCUUCCCCUUCCCCUUCCCCUUCCCGUUCCCGUCCCUUGUCGUGCUCCUCCCGCUGCCGCCCUUUUGCUUUCGCUUCCCCCCAGCUCGGCGGCGCGGCCAUGGAGAACGGCGGCGUCUACAACGAGACCACCGAGCCGCAGGCCAAGCUGCCCCUCCGCCGCCGCUGCGGCUGCACCCUGCGGCACCUGCGGGGCUGGCGGCUGGCGCCCAAAGCCCUCCAACUGGUCCUCUCUCUUCUGGCUGUUAUUCUUGAAGAAAUUGUGGAGGAUUGUAUCAACUGUCAUGGCCUUUAUUUCUUUGAAUUUGUAAGCUGCAGUGCUUUUCUUUUGAGCCUCACGAUCCUGUGUGUAUAUUGCACUAUCGCAUAUGAAACAUUUGGGAAAGAUAGAGUAAACAAAAUGAAUUUUUGGGCCAUGCUAAUUAUAGGUGCCUUCUUUCUGAUAGCUUCAGUAGUGCUUGCUGCAACCAACGCUGGGUCUGCUUUUGAAAAAGCUGCAUGUGUGUUUGGUUUUCUUGCCAGUGGGGCAUUUUUUGCUGAAUUUGUAUGGGAGUUGUGGUGCAGCGGGAAACAAAGCACUGAAGAACGCUCUGAAAAUCCUGGCCACACUCAAGGUGCCACAGAAGAUCAGCCACUGAAUAAACCAAGCUAAACAUUCUGAAAUUGGUUUGUUUUGUUUUGAGUGGAGCAAACUAAAAUGAAGUUUCAGUGCUCUGUAGGUAAUAACUGCUGUCUCUUCCUUCUAAUCAGUUUUGUCUGCGUUGCUCAUCACAAAUAUUUAAAGAUCCUUAGGCAAGUAAUGACAUCUUGAGCAUCGUAUUUUAUUUAAUUGUCUAAGUAACUGGUCCUGCCACCUAUUUAGGUAGCAUACGUAAAAAAAAAAAAAAGUGUAAUUAGAAUAACUCAAGGACAACAGUGUCCUGAUUUCAUUUUGAUAGAAGUGACUAAUAAAGGGAAAUAUGUGAUGCAUAAAUUCUUAGUUAUGCUCUGAAGACAUUUUCUAUAUAACUUGGACCAGAUACUUUUUGUACAAGUUCCAAAUUAGAAUAGCAGAAUUCAUUCUUGUACUUAUUGGUCAAACAGUGAAUGUAAAAGGGAUACCUAACUGCAGCCUUACAGAAAUGCUUAUCCUUAUGUAAUGGUGUGCGAUUGUUUUGUUUUUACUAUUCACUCUCUUCAGUUCUGUCUGUGGAGAUCAGUUUAAUGAAAUAGUGUACAGCUUUUAUGCAGGGAGUAAUGUAGUUGUUCAUUAAGGAGAGAGCUUUGCACCUCAUGAUUGUCAAUGUUCACGCUUGUAUGACAGAAUGUUCUUUCAGAUUGUUUCAAAACCAACAAAAAUGGCUGGAAAAAAAAAGCUAGCUGUGAGAGGAAAAAGUUGAAGAA